This is a messenger RNA of Carlito syrichta (Philippine tarsier), 545 nucleotides long. RefSeq names its product solute carrier family 43 member 3-like. The annotation marks the transcript as partial. The record is from RefSeq and is a predicted model, not a curated record. The transcript has 5 exons. NCBI's taxonomy places the organism in Eukaryota, Metazoa, Chordata, Mammalia, Primates, Tarsiidae.
CUUGGCCUCGGGCUAUGGUGUGCCAGGGCCUGUGUCUGUAUGUGGCCACCCUGCUGUCAGGGCUGCUGCAGUGCCUGGGCUUUGCGGGCGUCCUCUUUGGCUGGCCUUCACUGGUGUUUGUUUUCAAGAGGGAGCAUUACUUUGAGGAGCUGUGUAAACCCAACGCUGAGCUGAUGCACAAUGCCACCAGUCUGGAUGACUGCGAAGCCAGGGAUGAGAAGUUCUCGCUGAUCUUCACUGUGGCGUCCUUCAUGAACAACUUUAUGACAUUCCCCACCGGCCACAUCUUUGACCGAUUCAAGACCACUGUGGCCUGCCUCAUUGCCAUAUUCUUGUAUACCAGCGCCACGCUCACUAUAGCCUUCACCUCUGCAGUCUCAGCUGUGCUGCUCUUCCUGGCCAUGCCGAUGCUCACCGUUGGGGGAAUCCUGUUUCUCAUCACCAACUUGCAGAUUGGGAACCUAUUUGGCAAACACCGUUCGACCGUCAUCACCCUCUACAAUGGAGCAUUUGACUCUUCCUCGGCAGUCUUCCUUAUUAUUAAG